Vitis riparia (riverbank grape) is the source of this 938-nucleotide messenger RNA. Its product is annotated as CASP-like protein 2A1. The transcript has 3 exons. Bases 117 to 734 code for a protein of 205 amino acids. Lineage: Eukaryota; Viridiplantae; Streptophyta; Magnoliopsida; Vitales; Vitaceae. The record is from RefSeq and is a predicted model, not a curated record.
UGUAAUUGACAUUUAUUUUCAAAUAAUGGAUUGGAGUCUCCACCAGCGCUUCUAUUAAUAGCUGCAGAAGUGGACACAGUCCCUCCUCACGGUGAGGCAAAGAAAGAGAGAAGAAGAUGAUGGGGGACAAAGGAGAGAAAGAGUGUGCAACUGCAAGCUCUCCAAUAGAGUUGGGAUGUGGGGAAGGAGAUGAGAGUGGUAAUAAGAGCUCCAUGCGGACUGUAGAGACCUUGCUGAGACUGGUUCCAGUGGCUCUCUGCACAGUUUCACUUGUUGUGAUGCUCAAAAACUCUCAGACCAAUGACUUCGGCUCCCUCUCCUACUCUGACCUUGGAGCCUUCAGGUAUCUUGUGCAUGCUAAUGGAAUUUGUGCUGGCUACUCCCUUCUUUCAGCCAUCUUUACAGCUAUGCCUCGCCCUCCUACGAUGUCCCGAGCUUGGACUUUCUUCUUGCUCGAUCAGGUGUUGACAUACUUAAUACUGGCUGCUGGAGCUGUUUCAACUGAGGUGGUGUAUUUGGCCUACAAGGGCGAUGAAGCAGUCACAUGGAGUGAUGCAUGCAGCUCCUUUGGGGGCUUCUGCCAGAAGACCACUGCAUCCAUCUCCAUCACUUUUGUUACAGUCCUUUGCUAUGCUGUGCUUUCCCUCAUCUCCUCCUACAAACUCUUCAGCAAGUACGACGCCCCCAUCUACUUCAAUGGCAAAGGCAUCGAGAUAGCUGCAUUUCAUAGUUGAUCUCCAUCUUCCUUUGACUCCUCCUCCCUGUCUCUACCAGCUGCACACAUCGAAAACAAUAACUUCCUACCUGUAAUGCCUUCUUAGUCAUAUAUGAAGCAGCUUGUUGGCAACCCAUUGCAACCCAGACAGUUCCAUAUAUGUGAUAAAUCACUUGUUCCCAUAUCAUAUAUAUUAAACCAGUAAUUUAACAAAAAUACUUCA